This is a messenger RNA of Olea europaea var. sylvestris, 3192 nucleotides long. RefSeq names its product protein DEFECTIVE IN EXINE FORMATION 1. The transcript has 12 exons. The record is from RefSeq and is a predicted model, not a curated record. NCBI's taxonomy places the organism in Eukaryota, Viridiplantae, Streptophyta, Magnoliopsida, Lamiales, Oleaceae. Bases 191 to 2857 code for a protein of 888 amino acids. Gene Ontology annotation, molecular function: protein binding.
GGGAAAACCUCAGUGUUGUGAAUUCAGCUCUCCUGCAGACCCCAAAAUAGAAGAAAUCAGCUCCAAAAAUUUCUUCUUCCUCUUUUCUUUCCCUUAGAUCCUUAGAACCCUUCAGUAGGGUUUUGACGAUAUUGUAUUGGGCCAAUUUCUAAAUAUCAUUUUCGAUUUUUUGGGGAAACAGUUAUCAUUCAUGAAAACUUGGAAAUUUCUAUUUCUCUGUUUUGUUGUGUUAAAUUUAUUGUCUUUAACUUUCAAUUAUGGCGUUUCGCAAUCGGAUGAACAGCAGAAGAACAAGUUUCGCGAGCGUGAGGCAACUGAUGAUGCACUUGGUUACCCCAAUGUCGAUGAGGAUGACCUGUUGAAUUCGCAAUGCCCUCGGCAUUUGGAAUUAAGAUGGCAGACUGAAGUGAGUUCUAGCAUAUAUGCAUCGCCUUUAAUUGCCGAUAUCAACAGUGAUGGAAAGCUUGAGGUAGUCGUUCCUUCUUUCGUGCAUUACUUGGAAGUCCUAGAAGGUUCUGAUGGAGAUAAAUUGCCAGGAUGGCCUGCCUUUCAUCAGUCGACUGUUCAUUCUAGUCCCCUCCUAUAUGAUAUUGACAAGGAUGGUGUGAGAGAAAUAGGUUUAGCUACCUACAAUGGUGAAGUCCUCUUUUUCAGGGUGUCAGGUUACUUGAUGUCAGAUAAACUAGAGAUUUCUAGGUUGAAAGUGAAAAAGGAUUGGUAUGUGGGAUUGCAUCCAGACCCUGUAGAUCGUUCCCAUCCAGAUGUUCAUGAUGAUCAGUUGAUCCAAGAGGCUCUUAUGGAGUCAAUGACUCAACGCAAUGGAAGUACGCUUGCAGCAAAGAGUUCAAUCUCCUUUACACCAGAAGUCCACAAUUCAUUGAACACAUCGACUCCUACACCUGAAGUUCGUCAUGAUGCAUCUAAUAACACAAUUUCUACAACCGAUGUUCAACAUGAUGUACAGAAUGCAUCUAAUCUGGGGAAUCCAGGAAAAAAGGACGUUAGUCAAGCAAAUGCAGAGAUCAAUAUGCCACAGAACAUUAGUAGCAAUACAUCUUCUGAUUCAAACACAAGGAGAAGGCUUCUUGAAGAAAGUGUAUCUGAUUCUGGAUCCAAAGGUAAUGACGCUGAAGAUGUUCAUGCUGCUACUGUUGAAAAUGAGGGAGGCUUGGAAGCGGAUGCUGAUUCAUCAUUUGAGUUAUUCCGGGAUAGUGAAGAGUUGGCUGAUGAGUAUAACUAUGAUUAUGAUGAUUAUGUUGACGAAACCUUGUGGGGAGAUGAGGAAUGGACUGAAGCACAACAUGAGAAAUUAGAAGAUUUUGUGCAUAUAGAUGCACAUGUUUUGUGCACUCCUGUUAUAGCAGACAUAGACAAUGAUGGGGUGUCAGAGAUGAUUGUUGGAGUUUCUUACUUCUUUGACCAUGAGUAUUAUGACAAUCCAGAGCGUUUGAAGGAACUUGGUGGCAUUGAGAUUGGAAAAUAUGUUGCUGGUGGUAUUGUUGUCUUCAAUCUUGACACAAAGCAAGUUAAAUGGACUGCACAACUGGAUCUGAGUACAGAUACUGGAAGCUUCCGUGCCUACAUAUAUUCAUCUCCAACAGUUGUUGAUUUGGAUGGUGAUGGGAAUUUGGACAUCCUGGUUGGAACUUCUUAUGGUUUGUUUUAUGUAUUGGACCACAAGGGACACGUGAGAGAGAAAUUUCCACUUGAGAUGUCUGAAAUUCAAGGGGCAGUAGUUGCAGCCGAUAUCAAUGAUGAUGGCAAGAUUGAACUGGUGACUACUGAUACACAUGGAAAUGUUGCAGCUUGGACUCCACAAGGAAAAGAAAUUUGGGAAGCACAUGUUAAGAGCCUUGUUCCACAGGCAAGUCACAAUUUCUUGACUCCUAAAUACGGUAAAUUCAAACUAGAUAUAAUGUUUGUGUAUGACAGGAGAAUUAUUAUUUUUUCUCAGGGUGCCACGAUAGGUGACGUGGAUGGGGAUGGUCAUACUGAUGUUGUCGUUCCAACAAUAUCUGGAAAUAUAUAUGUUCUGAGUGGCAAGGAUGGGUCGAUGGUACGGCCCUAUCCGUAUAGAACUCAUGGUAGAGUGAUGAAUCAAGUUCUUCUAGUUGACUUGAGCAGACGCGGGGAGAAAAAUAAGGGACUAACAAUUGUUACUACAUCAUUUGAUGGUUACUUAUAUCUAAUUGAUGGACCCACAUCGUGUGCUGAUGUUGUGGAUAUUGGAGAAACAUCAUAUAGCAUGGUUCUGGCCGACAAUGUCGACGGUGGAGAUGAUCUUGAUCUUAUAGUGACAACCAUGAAUGGCAAUGUCUUCUGUUUUUCUACUCCUUCUCCACAUCAUCCACUCAAGGCAUGGAGAUCACCGAAUCAGGGCAGAAACAACGUUGCACAGCGCUAUGGCCAUGAAGGAAUCUAUGUUACGCCAUCAUCAAGAACUUUCCGUGAUGAAGAAGGCAAGAGUUUUUGGGUCGAAUUAGAAAUUGUAGACAGAUACAGGUUUCCAUCUGGCUCCCAAGCACCUUAUAAUGUCACGAUAAGUUUGUUGGUUCCCGGCAAUUACCAAGGAGAGAGAACGAUUAAGCAAAAUCAAGUCUUUGAUCGUUCUGGAAUACAUCGUGUUAAACUUCCAACUGUAGGAGUUAGGACUGCCGGGACUGUUCUAGUAGAGAUGGUUGACAAGAAUGGACUCUAUUUUUCAGACGACUUCUCCCUUACCUUUCAUAUGUAUUAUUACAAGCUGUUAAAAUGGCUUCUAGUCUUUCCAAUGCUGGGAAUGUUUGGGGUUCUUGUCAUCCUGCGCCCACAAGACGCCAUGCCUCUGCCAUCAUUUUCGCGAAACACUGACUUGUGAUAUUGAGCAGCCAAUGAAAAUUUGAAGUGUAUAUUUGGCAUUACACAGCAAUCGAGGGUUGUCAUCUUCAGAAUCCUUGUGCUGGAAAAACUAAUUGGAUCAAAUUUGAUCUCUGAGAGAUCUUCAACAUCUCCUCUCCGCUACAGAGCCUUUGUGCCAGAAACGAAACUUGGUUGUGUUUGAAACUACUAGGCAAAUGUUGUAAUUUGGGGCUUCUUGUCGAGUGGUUUUCUAUGAUGUAAUUGAACUCCUUCCUUCGCCAAUAAAUAUACGGAAACUUAGAUUUUUGACCCUAUACACCAUUUGAUUUUAGUGGAUUUUGUAGUCAUUUUUAA